Messenger RNA from Thelazia callipaeda (thelaziosis nematode), 1599 nucleotides. NCBI's taxonomy places the organism in Eukaryota, Metazoa, Nematoda, Chromadorea, Rhabditida, Thelaziidae. The record is from the annotation of a GenBank genome assembly.
AUGGAAAUGGGCAGUAUUUAUCGAGAGGAUUCAUGUAGAAACAGUGAAGAUUUGGUACAUAAUGAAAUAGACAUAUACGAAGAAGUGGAUCGCAUAUUUUUUGAAAAUGUCGCCGACUAUUCAGAGAAUCCUUGCAAAUUGAUCGAAAAAUUGUCAAAAAAAUUCUGGAAUGAGUUCAAGACUUGGAAAUGUCUUCAUACUGAUCAAGUGAAACAAAAUGACUUAGUUCGGAUGCGAGGGAUGAUUUUAAAUGGAGUAGAUACAGAAUUUUCACUUAAUGGUGUGGUUACAGUAGAUAGUGACGGAAAUACUCAUGUUGUUUGUGGAAUUUUAAGGGAUUGUAUCCAGUGCUUAAAUAUAGAAGAAAUUAAAGGUAUCAGUCAUCGUUAUGUUUAUAAUGUGGUACCAGAAAGAGGUUCAGCGGAAUGGUAUACAAAAACCUUGAGUUGCAAAAAUCAUCAGAAAUCAGUUGAUGCAUUUCUGAAAGAUGAAAAAUCAAAAGUUUCCGUCAAGUUUUACAGCAGUGAAAGUGAAUUAUUUAGUCCCAAUAUGGUUUUUGAUUUAUAUGGCAUAAUUGAUUUAAACAAAAUUCCAGAUGAGGAAUGUGAUUUUAGCUCAGUUUCCAAAAGCUCUUUGUGCGAAGCUACAUUACAUGUCAUUCAUUAUGAACCAGUGGAUUGUUACAGCAUUUUAUCAGCUGUUUACCCAGAAGUACUAGACUGUCCUGAUGUGCAUGCACGCGGUAUCAAAGCAACUCUGGAUGCUUUGGAAAGGUUUUUGGACAGUAAAAUUGUGGCUGAACUUUUAGUCUCUCGGUUCAUAGUUUCGAGAUCCGCUCAGCCUGAAAAAUCAGUGGUUAAUUCACUUCCAUAUACGUUGAAAAAUGUCUGUGACAGCAAGACGAUAAUUGAGAUGAUCAAGCUUUUCAUAUCGAAGGUACACGUUAUCGAAAUGUCAGAAAAGAUGUUGGAAGAGUCAUGGGCUUCAUAUAUGAGACCUGAUGGUUGCUUUGAACAAGGCUUGUUACAAGUGUCGGAUGAUACUUUAAUAAUUAUUGAUGAGACAAAGUUACCAAUCAACGACUUAUCUCUCAGUAAAGAAGGCAUGAAAAAUUUUGAAAUAGUCUCUAAUUUUUUGUUAACUGGGAAUAUGCCAUUCAUUUUUCCAUACCAGACGGUAGAAAUCGAAUCAGGUGCUACUGUAUUCAUUCUGAGUGGAGAAAAAUGUUUUCUUGGUGAGGCAAAUAUGUUCACAAAGGAACAUUGUUCUAUCAAGUUACCAAAGUCAUAUCUGGUAGAUAUGCGUUUCAUACAACAGUAUGGAGUGGAACAUGACAGUGUACUUAACUUAUGUCGCCAUGCGCUUUUAUCUUGUCGUAAGAAUCUCGGCAACAUUGAAAUCGGGAAAGAAAUUCAAGAAUUAUCAAUCCAAGAAUUUUUGGAAAUGCAACAUAAAAAUAGAAAUACUGAACGGAAUUCCAAUAGGCUACAUCGGAUGCUAAUGAUUUCAAAGUGUUUGGCAUCAUUAAUGGGUCAAAAUUAUGUGGAUCAAAAAUGUUGGACAAGAGCUGUUGAACUUGAAAAUAGUUUACAUGAAUGA